AUGGACUCGUCAGCACCAUAUCAGACCGCAGCACUCCACGACCCAUCACCGCUCCAGCACACCGCGCCCGCAUCGACCUCCUUCCAGCCCACGUACUCCCAGCAGCCCUCCCCGCGCUCCCUCCAGAUAGCCACCGGUGCGGCAGGCGCACACGCACCCGAGCCCGAGGAGCAGACCGCCCACCCCCUGCGCUCGCGCGGGCAGCACGAGCUGCUUGCAGACGCGGAGGGGGACCCCUCGCACAGCGACCAUGGCGCGGACGCGGCAGCUGCGCCCGACUCCAUCGCCCACGCAAUGACCCGCGGGCCCGGUCCGCACGGCGGACUCACUAGCCCACUCACGCACAAGGAGCGCGAGCUCCUCAACCACCUCGAUCGCCUCAAGUUCUUCCUCGCCACCGCGCCCUCGCGCUGGUCCGGCGACGACCCGUCGUCUGCCGCUGCCGCGGGCCUCCCCGUCGGCCACCCCAGUAGCGCGCACCCUGCGCUGAACCGCUUCCUGCUCCCGAACUCGGAGUAUGUGAGCUGCGUGCUUUGGGGCGGCCUGUACCACAUCACCGGCACGGACAUCGUGCGUGCGCUCGUCUUCCGCUUCGAGGCGUUCGGGCGGCCGGUGCGGAACAUGAAGAAGUUCGAAGAGGGGGUGUUCAGUGAUCUCCGGAACCUAAAGCCAGGUAUGGACGCGUGUCUUGAAGAGCCCAAGUCGCCCUUCCUCGACCUGCUGUUCAAGUAUCAAUGCAUCCGCACGCAAAAGAAGCAGAAGGUUUUCUACUGGUUCUCCGUCCCCCACGACCGUCUCUUCCUCGAUGCCCUCGAGCGGGAUCUCAAGCGUGAGAAGAUGGGCAUGGAGCCGACCACAGUCGUCGUAGGCGAGCCCGCGCGCUCGUUCACGUAUGACUCGAAGCGUUCGCUGUACGAGCAGUUCAGCAAAGCGCAGAGCGGCUCUGACAACGAAAGCGAGCUAGAGGGCCCUGCGCGCCCCAACGAGCAAACGGGCGAGUCCGACGGCGAGUCCGCGAGUGCGUCGGCGCAAUCUGACGUGGAAUCCGAGGCAGCUCAGGGAACGAAGACGACGAAGAAGUUCGGGCCGGCGUCGCCCUUCUUCUCGAUGUUCAGCUUGUUCGAGGGCUCGCCGACGUACAAGCAGCGACGGAAGAAGCUGCAUCGCACGCGGCGGACGCCGCCAGACGCAUACAGCAUGGACGGCUACAUGGGCCGGAUGCACGAGCCGCACGUCGACCGCUUCGGCCGGGACACAUCGCGGAUGAGCGCAAGCGAGCUCUUCAUGGCGCAGGCGCGGGGCGACUUCGACGGGCAGAGCAACCCGGACCUCAUCGCGUCGCAGAAGGAGCGGCAGCGGCGCGCGCUGGAGGCGCAGUUCGCGCUCGCGAACCGGAAUCGCUUCGUGGACCCCAACCGCGCGGGGAGCAUGCCACAGGCUGCGCUCGCGCACGACAUGCAGGCGUCCAUGAUGAUGGAGGGCGGCGGCCAGCCCGCGAUGAUGCCCGCGUACCCUGGCCACCUGCCCCAGCGCCCUGUACCGCACGCGCGGCACACCUUCCCAAACGCCGACUUCCCGCAUCACGCGCGCUCGCUAUCACAGCCGUUCCCCAGCUCGAGCGCCGUGCCGUUCGGCGACGUCGACGGGUGGCAGGGCGCGCCCGCGGCUCCCGACAUGCUAGCGGAGUCGAGCACGCGCGCGAAGGCGUUCGUCUGCCCGCUCUUCUCGUGCGGGCGCAUGUUCAAGCGGAUGGAGCACCUCAAGCGGCACCUGCGCACGCACACCCUCGAGCGGCCGUACCAGUGCGACCGCUGCCAGAAGCGCUUCUCGCGCUCGGACAACCUCGCGCAGCACACGCGGACGCACCUCCGUGCUGAUGAGGGCGGCGAGCUCGGCCCCGAGGCCGAGCAGGAGCCGGAGGAGAGCGACCAGGAUGUGAACGUGAACGACGUGCGGAUAUACGAGGUCGAGUUUCAGGGCCCGUUGCAUGAGGUCCAGGGCGACGAGGAGGGCCUCGUGAUGGCGGCGGGGCAACUUCAUGCAAACGGAGGGGUCCCCGGGCUCACAAUGGGCGACCGUCCGGCCACACUCGAGCAUGUCUUACACUGCCGGCCAUCCUAUGCGCAUGUCACCACCGAGUUCGGGAUCGCGAACGACUACGGGCUGUCCAUGUCGGCGCCGUCACACAAGGCAACGUUCGAACACGGGGCGCUCUACCCCUCGGAGCUCGAUGUGGGUGGCCCCGGGCCCAUCCGCCGCCAUCGCAGCGUCACUCCAGCGCGCUAUGGCGAGAACAUACGCCGCCCGUACAGCGUUGCGUCCGACCACGGCGUUCCUGCCGGGCGUCCCUACCACCCCUACGCCCACGCGUACUCCGCGGAGUCCAGUCCGAUGGCGUCUACCGUUUCUCUUGGCUACAGCGGUGCGGCGCCGAUGGCGAACCUCCACCGGGGGCACUCUCGCGCCGGGUCGGCCUCGAGUAACGAGCUGCAGGACCAGAUGCGCCAGAUGAUGACGCUGCAGCAGACGGAGAUGGACGUGGACCAUACGCAGACCGCGGCGUUCAUGCGCGACCCCUUGCUCACCUCGUACACAGCGCCGUUCCGCACGGACUCGCCCAUGCAGUACACGACGACGGCGAGCGCGGAGUACGAGCUCGUGAACAUGCUCCCCACCGCAGACGCGAGCCAGCAGGUGCCGAUGUACGGCCUCUACGGCCUCCCGGAGCAGCAAGGUGACCAAUUCUCCACCCAGGCCCCGGUCUCGGAUGCAUCCUAUUCAACAUUCGCGCACGGCGACCCUCAGCAGGUCCUCAUGUGAACCAACGGAAUCGGAUUUACAGCAACAAGCUUAAUUUAUUCUACUGAUCUAUCCACUAAUGCUCCCAUCUCUCGCAAGUCUCGACAUUCUGGACGCCAUCGGUUGUAUCUAUACAGUAAUCGCUGUCGUUAUUUCCUCUGCCCUGUCCUGCAAAACGGUUUCCGCGUGUACGGCGUCUCGACACGCAAUACCUACUUACUACUUCGCCUAAUUAUAC
Fomitopsis serialis is the source of this 3037-nucleotide messenger RNA. Its product is annotated as STE like transcription factor-domain-containing protein. Gene Ontology annotation, cellular component: Tec1p-Ste12p-Dig1p complex; Ste12p-Dig1p-Dig2p complex; nucleus. The transcript has 4 exons. The record is from RefSeq and is a predicted model, not a curated record. The coding region runs from base 1 to 2820 and encodes 939 amino acids. Gene Ontology annotation, biological process: regulation of DNA-templated transcription; sexual reproduction. Gene Ontology annotation, molecular function: DNA-binding transcription factor activity. Lineage: Eukaryota; Fungi; Basidiomycota; Agaricomycetes; Polyporales; Fomitopsidaceae.